AUGAAGAUUCUUAGUUGGAAUGUGAGGGGUAUUGGAAGUGCGAGGAAAAGAAUGACGAUUAAAGAGGUAAUAAAGAGGUAUGACCCAGACAUUGUAUUACUGCAGGAAUCCAAGAGAAUGGAGUUUAAUAAUAGAUGGGCAAGAAGUAUUUGGAAAGUCAGGGGGAUUAGUUGGGUGGUUGCUCCCUCUUGGGGUGCUUCAGGGGGGAUUUUGACAAUGUGGAAGAAGGAUGUGGUGGAUGGCCAGGAGGAACUGAUUGGAAAAUACUCAAUCUUAGCGAAGUUCAAGCAACAAGAGGAUGAUUUUGUGUGGGUGCUCACAAAUGUUUAUGGGCCAAUUGAUUACAGAGAACAAAAUGAAUUGUGGGAGGAACUGACUGAUAUUAGGGGACUUUGGGAUGAGCCAUGGUUUGUGGAUGCUUUUGAACUCAAAGAGAUACCAUUAGCCCAAAAGACAUUCACUUGGUCAAAUCUCCAAUCGAGGCCCACCUGCUCCAAGUUGGAUAGGUUUCUGCUCACUUUGGAUUGGGAAGAACAUUGGGGAAACCUGGACUCUAAGGCUCUUCCAAGAUUGACCUCUGACCAUUGGUCAAUAAUGAUAUGCAAGGAGGAAAGGAGGAAUGGUGGACCUGCCCCCCUUAGGUUUGAGAAUAUGUUGUUGCUCCACCCUAGAUUCACUAAAAGAGUAAGGGAGUGGUGGUACGAGUGCAACCCAAUGGUGGAGUGGGAAGGAAUGAGGUUCCAUAGGAAGCUACAAUUCUUGAAAGCAAAGAUCAAGGAGUGGAACCAAUUGGAGUUUGGAAGGCUUGAAGAAAGGAAGAGAACCUUGAUGGACAAGAUUGAGAGCCUUGACUUGAAAGAAGAAAGGGGAGACUUUGGAGAGGCAAACAAGGAACAAAGAAGAGGUUUGAGAAGCCAACUUGAGGACUACCUACAUGAGAAGGAAUUAGCUGAAGGAGCCUUUGUGGGACAUUUUAAAUCAAUUCUAAGAAGGCCUGUAAGUAGGGGGGUAUGGUUAGAAGGAUUGAAUUGGCCAGAUAUAGGAGAUGAUAACAGGAGAAUAUUGGAGAGAAUGUUUGAUUUGAAAGAGAUUAAGGUGGCUAUUUUCUCUAUGAAUAGAACAAAAGCUCCAGGACCGGAUGGUUUCACAAUGGCUUUCUACCAAGACUAUUGGGAUACAGUGAAAGAUGAGCUUUUGUUGGUUUUUGAGGAAUUUCAUAGGAGAGGAGUGGUUAACCCAAGUGUGAAUUCCACCUUUCUAGCCUUGAUUCCAAAAAAGAAAGAUGCAUUGCAUCCAAAGGAUUUCAGGCCAAUCAGCUUGGUGAAUAGCUUGUACAAGACCCUUGCAAAGGUGUUGUCUCUAAGGUUGAAGGAAGUAUUGCCAACUAUUAUCUCACCAAAUCAAGGAACUUUUGUGAGUGCAAGACAAAUAAUAAAUCAAAUUCUAAUUGCUAAUGAGAGUGUGGAGCAUUUCAGGAAAGAGGGGAAGAAAGGAGUGGUCUGUAAGUUGGAUAUGGAAAAAGCCAAUGAUUUGGUGGAAUGGGAAUUUUUGAGGAAGGUGAACUUUGAGAAAAGUUGUGUAGUUGGUGUGAAUAUGGAGGAAGGUGAGGUCAGGGAGACUGCAAAAGUGCUUGGGUGUGAAGUUUCAAAGUGGCCUUUGAAUUAUUUGGGGUUACCGUUGGGUGACAACCCAAAGAGAGAGAGCUUCUGGAAUCUGGUGGUGGAAAGUUUUGAAAAGAAACUUGUCUCUUGGAAAAGGAAUUACCUUUCUAUGGGUGGGAGGAUAACACUGAUUAAGGCUACUCUAGCAAAUUUACCUAUUUAUUUCCUUUCAGUGUUCAAGAUCCUGGUAAAGGUUGCCAAUAGAUUGGAAAAGAUGAUGAGACACUUCCUUUGGGAGACGGGAGAGGAGAAAAGGGAUCAUAGAGUAGCUUGGGAGGUGGUGACUAGGAGUAAAAAUAGUGGUGGUCUGGGGCUCGGGAACAUUAGAAACAGGAAUUUGGCUCUUCUGGGGAAAUGGUAUGACUUGAACUCUGGUAAUGCUAUAAAAUUUUGGGAACAAACUUGGGUGGGGGAUGGUCCCUUAAAGGACCAGUUUCCUUCUUUGUGGCACAUGAAAAGGGGCAGGAUUAUGUGGAGAGGAUUGAGGGCUGCGGUUUGCUGGUCCUUAUGGGAAGAAAGAAAUGCUAGGAUUUUCUCGAAAGUUGAGAAAAGCACUGAGGAGUUGAGGGCCUUGAUCCUUAUAAGGGUGGUACAGUGGAUGAAAUCAUUAGAGCUAUUCACAGAUUAUACAAUGGAUGACAUGUUGAGGAAUUAG
Molecule: messenger RNA, 2316 nt
Organism: Nelumbo nucifera (sacred lotus)
Lineage: Eukaryota; Viridiplantae; Streptophyta; Magnoliopsida; Proteales; Nelumbonaceae
Biological process (GO): DNA repair
Molecular function (GO): DNA binding; endonuclease activity
Source: RefSeq, a predicted model, not a curated record